UUAAAAUAUUUAAAUACACAUAUUUGCGUUUUGUAAAACAAAACAAUACGUAUAUGUGGCGCCUCGCGCCGAGCAGCACCGUCGCCGGCGGAAGUAGACACUACAGCUGAGAAUUGAAUUUCACAUUGUUUACAACAUUGCCAUUCCUGUAUUUCCUCGCUAAGCUAACCUUAUUAUGAUUGUUUAGUGGUUUAGUGAUUUUAUUUAAUAUUGUUAAGCGUUAAAGAAUCUUAGCAGCUACAGCGCACCCUGUGAUAAAACUUGAUUUAUUCUAUAUUUUGAGAAUAUUUUUAUACAUUGCGAUCAUUCUUAUUCUCUAUCUCCGUAACAUUGGCUCUUCGCGGCACGUGGGGCUAACCAGAUGGCCGCUUGCGCGGGAGUUAAUGUUUACAUCAAACCGGAAGGUAAAAGCAAAGCUGAAUUACGCGCUGAAAGAAGAGCUAAACAAGAGGCACAAAGAGCUGCUAAACAAGCGCUAAAAACUGUUAAACAAGAACAAGUUGGUGAAAAAGUAAAAGUUAAAAGUAAACCAAAUAUUGUUCAAUCAAAGACAGUUGUGACAACUAUAACGAAUCACCCAAUAGAUGAUAUAACGAAUAGGACUAUAAAGAAAACAAUAAAAGAUGAUACGCAUGAAGUAAAUCUGUUUAAACAUUUGUAUCAUGAAAGAGAACAUGCUUUGCAUGAAGCUACUACAUCUAAUUUUAAUAUACAUCCAGCUAUACGAAAACUUGGUGUACAGUACGAGAAUAAAAUUCUUGUCGGUAGUAACGCUAGAUGUGUAGCAUUUUUGGUAGCAAUAAAACAGCUUAUAGAAGAUUUUGAGAGACCAUUGAAAACUGAUUUUAGUAGAGGCCUUGAAGCAAAAUUGAAAGAAACUGUUUCUUAUUUGCACGCCUGCAGGCCAUUAGCUGUUUCAAUGCAAAAUGCAUUGCGUCAUUUAAAAUGGCAAAUGACUCAAUUAGAUUCUACGUCUACCGAUACAGAUGUAAAUAUUUCUUAUUAA
Messenger RNA from Polistes dominula (European paper wasp), 1006 nucleotides. Its product is annotated as translation initiation factor eIF-2B subunit delta-like. NCBI's taxonomy places the organism in Eukaryota, Metazoa, Arthropoda, Insecta, Hymenoptera, Vespidae. The record is from RefSeq and is a predicted model, not a curated record.